AUCUGCAGGAUUUUUAUAUAUUUGUAGUGGAUGAGAAGGAAUACAAAGGAAACUAAUCCUAAUGUUGGACGGAUUAGGAUUAAGACGCACUAAAUGGAAGCGAUUAAGCCUGAAUACCAAUGUUACAGCAAUUCUGCAGUGCCCACCUUGCCAUGAAAUUUCUCCAACUCGCAGCUAUGAACAAUCCAGCAGCGGCAGCGUUAGAGAAGAAGAAAAAGGUAUCCUUAAUGGAAAUAUUGAUCCCAACUCCAAAGUCAAGAAGCCAGCGUAUGGCAGUCACAGAAAAAUCAUGUGCCUAAGGUGCCGACAAGCAAUCUUAAUAACAGGAAACAUCAUCGAAAACAUCGUAUGCCCAGCAUGCCAGAAUCAGAAUAGGCUUCAGUAUUGCCUCCAGAAAAACUCUGUCAUCGCCUUCACAGACUUCUAUCUUGCGUAGACUACGUACGAACGACUGUUGGGUCUGGAUUUUGUUUUGUACAGUAUCAAAUCAGUGUUUAUAUUGGAUUGCGUCGUGAUAAAUCUAUGUCUCUGUUGGGUUUUUUUUAUGUAGUACCCAAUCUCUGUUUCUUAGCCUUUGUUCUUUGUUUAAAUUGCAUCAAGUUGUCCUGAUAAGAUCAAUGUUUUACAAGCUCCAGAAAUCAAGCAUGUUAACCUGUAUCUGUUGGCGUUGUGUUGAAGCUAGAAUACACUGAGUGCAAUAGAAAAGUUCUUAUGGGUUGGUUUAUGUUGUGAUUUCAUUCAGGCUAGCUUGCACCUCCCUACUGUUCUAUUUCUCCGGCUAUAGCUUGUGGAAACUUGAAACCGGAUUUCUUCAACUUGGGUUACAAGGUUCUUUUUUAACUUUCUUUUUUUAUAUAUAUG
This is a messenger RNA of Manihot esculenta (cassava), 861 nucleotides long. RefSeq lists its product as uncharacterized. The coding region runs from base 62 to 436 and encodes 124 amino acids. The record is from RefSeq and is a predicted model, not a curated record. NCBI's taxonomy places the organism in Eukaryota, Viridiplantae, Streptophyta, Magnoliopsida, Malpighiales, Euphorbiaceae. The transcript is spliced from 2 exons.